Molecule: messenger RNA, 1375 nt
Organism: Phaeodactylum tricornutum CCAP 1055/1
Lineage: Eukaryota; Bacillariophyta; Bacillariophyceae; Surirellales; Neidiaceae
Exons: 2
Coding region: 44-1342 (432 amino acids)
Cellular component (GO): nucleus
Molecular function (GO): zinc ion binding
Source: RefSeq, a predicted model, not a curated record
CGGCUUUCGAAGCCCCCGCGGCGUACAUCCUCGAUUCCACGAUAUGACGGAAGGAGUUGACGUAAUCAGAGAGAAAAGCGUAGCCGAAUCCAAGACGGCCGCCCGUCCAAGCGGUCAAAACCAGGAUCCAACGAGAUUUACUCGCAACGUUCCGUUGUCGUGGAGAGCCUUCUCGGGCGUAGCUGUCACUCCAGCCCACGAAGCACGAUGCCUGGCGUACGAAGAACGACUUUCCACUUUUUCACCCAGCACGUAUUUUGCCAAACCUGUUUCCUUGUCGCCACUCGUCUGUGCUCGCUUUGGCUGGCGCAACAUUGAAAUGGAUUUGCUGUGUUGUGACGCCUGCCAAGCAGUCUGGGCUGUCGAGUUUCCGCCAACUCUUUCCGCACACGCCACACAGCGUUUAACGGCAAUGUAUGUACCGCAAGUAGCCUCCGCACACGCGGUGUCCUGCCGCUACCGUGCCGAAGCGUCACGGUUUUUGGACAACAGGAAGGUAGAGGAUACUGCAGUUGGUCUUGAUGCGAACACAAGUACGUCACAAAAGUUGGCGUUACCACCUGCAUUGGCAAGUGUAUGGCCCGCCGAGGAAGUGGCCCUGCUGGAAAGUGUAGAACCUAUCAACAUGCUGAAGCCGCUCAUCGCCAUGCUAGCAAAACUUUGUGGCAAAACUUCGUCUUCUUCGGGUCUAGUCGUCCCCGAUAGCUUUACCUUGUCUCGCCCACAAAAUACAAUAAUUGGCAAUGUUGUGUUGCUAAGUCGCCUUACCGAUAUCUUGACUGACGGUAUGGGCGAUGUGAAAGAGGACCGAGAGGCCUUUGAAACGGCCACCCUGCUAACACUCUUUGGAUGGCGGAUCAUGGCUAAGGAAAAAACCAUUGCGGCUAGCAAGGAAGUGUCGUGUGCCGCGCCAAAUGAAGAAACCCUGGAAACCACCGGCAUUUCAGAAUCCGAAAUACUCACUUGUCGUUUGUGUCACGCUCAGUUGCCGCUGUUUCAGCAAACAGCCGAUUUUGAUGCUUCGGCAAUACAAGACAAUUCCCGACCUUGGAAACGGUUACGACGAGGAGGGCUGGAUCCAGCUUCCCAUCGGCAUUAUUGUCCCUACGUGUGCGGUCCUGGAUGCGAAAAGAAGGCAAUUCCUUUCUGGAAAGCUCUAGCAGAGCAAGUUCUGGAUUCAAAGACGAACCAGCAGCAAAGUUCGAGCGGUUUGUCGGAAUGGAGGGAAUCUGAUACCGCGUGGAGGGUUAUUGAACGUAUAUUACGGCAAGGCCUUUCAACCAAACGACUACCAAAAAAUGAUAUUUCAGAUGGCGACAGAACUAAGCUGCAGAACUUUUGAAUCUAAUCUAGUUUGGGAGAUCGACAGAACGUG